GUUUGUUUUGGUUUAUGCGUUACUUCAAAGUUUGUUGUUCCCUAUUAUCGUUGUCAAUGUCUGCUGCAUCGAAGAGUUCAAAUUAGAAUUAUUAUUCUCCCUAAGUUUUGCAAUAUCCGCCCGUCAAAAACUUUACUGUUUGGUUGUUUUAUCGGUAUUUGCUUCCCUAAAGUAGGCCAAAAAGCCCCAUGGCACUCGUCAAUAAGAUUCAACCGAGUCAAACUGUUCCACCUACUAGACGCUCAGAAAAGCUAAAAAGAGUUGGGUCUCUUGUGGAAUUAUUUGAUUUCUUCGUUUCGAAUGAAGGGGCGGUUAUUGAUACUGUGUCCGUUAACACCUUCUUAUAUACCUAUCGCAUAUUUGCUGAUAUGGAAUUAGUUUUGGAAGUUGUAAAUAAAAAGCAAGUAUGACUUUGUAUAAACUGUAUAAUAAUCCGUACAGAUUUUGGGAUACAUGCCAUUCAAGCCUAAUACCUACCUCUUGGAAAGUUGGGAUUAUUUCGUCUUUUCAGUAUUUUCUUGGUGCAUGGUUGCAGCAGCCUCAUGUAAAAGAUUUUGAUUCCCCACAGAAAAUUAUCCAUCUUAAAUGGCUAGUGCGGAUUCUUGCCGGUUGGUUUGAUGUUUUUCAUCCCUCUUAUAAUCAAAACAGUCACAAUUAUGUUCUAAAAGAGUUGAUGAGGUACUGUGGAAAUAAUGUGUCUUAUAAAAAUCAAGAUACGACGCGAAUUGUUUUGUACAACAUUGAUUCAGAAGUUUGGGAUCGAAUUACUACAGAUAUGGAGUAUUUAUGCCGACAAGCUGUAAAUUGCCUCAAAAUCAUAGCCUGUAAAUAUCAAAUAGACUUAACUCGGGAAGAACAAUUAUCGUCAGUGCGUAUAAUCACCAUAAAUCGAGUCAGUUGUCAUCAUUCACCACACAACUCUGCAAUGCAUAAAUCAGAAAAGCAUUUAAAAGAAAUAAUUACCAUCACACCUUCUAUUAACCCCUUAAUUAAUUUAUGGAAUUUAAAUUUAGAUACAGUUGCUGAACAACUGACUGUUGCUGAUCAGAGAUUAUUUCUCGACAUGGAGUUAAAUGAUUGCCUGAUAUAUGCUAGAGGCAAACCUGCUCCAUCCGUGCAAGCUACAAUCGACCAAUAUAAUAAAUUAUAUCAUCUUGUCCAAAGUUCAAUGUUUAACUCAGAUCAGGAUUUCCCAAUACUAGUAGAACCUACACCGAUCUAUUCAAGACGUUUUAAUAAACGAGGUAAUUAUAAUAGUCCAACGACAAGAGUUAGUCCACAGAUAAUAACGAUAUGGUCUAAAAAUUCACCUAAUCAUAAUUCUUUGGCAUCGGAUGUGGGAAAAUUAAAAACUGGAUGCAUAAUUACAUGGAUUGAUAUUGCUUAUCGAUUAGGACAAACAAGAAAUUAUUCAGCAUUAAAAGCCAUAAUUAUGGCUUUGCAGUCCACUCCAGUACUCCGAUUAUGGCAUAGUUGGAAUGUUUUAGAAUAUCAUUAUCAUGAACAUUUUAUGAAGUUUAAAUAUUUGGCUUCUGUAGUAAGCUUUGAUAAUAAUCAAGAACAAUUGAGAAAACGGUUAGAUAAGUGUGCGAACAAAAUGUAUUGGUACUUAAAACUCAACAAUCCAAAUCCAUUAUGUGGAGACAUCAGCAGACCUGGUGAUAUUUCACAAUUUGAAGAUUCUGAUACAGAAUAUAGCAGGAGAACUAAGCAUUCAACUUUACCAAAUCAGUCAUCCUAUUUAAGUGGUGUCAUACCGUAUCUCGGUGUAUUUCUUAGUGAUUUAACUUUAUUGCAUCAUUCGUCACCGGAUUAUAUCAGUCGAUCAAAAUAUUCCCCAUCAAAUGAGAAUAAACAAGAAAUUAAUACAAAUAAUCAGGAAAGUGCUCUCGCUUCUACUACUACUACUGAUGAUAAUAAUAGCAAUAAUAAUAUUAAUUCAUCAGUAAUCAAUCCAACUACUAAUACUAAUGAUUUUUCAAAACGAUCAGUUAAAAAUCAGUAUGGUAAAAUAAAGCUAUUGCAUAUAUCAGAUCAACUUGGGAAUUUUACCCGAAGUACACCUGAUUUAUCAGCAGUAAUAUCAUCGACAUCAACCGUGCAAUCAGAUAAUAACAGUACGAAACAAUCCUGGAAAUUAUUGAAAAAUGUAUCAUCGAAUACAAAUGUCCCACCUAUUAAAUCAUCAGUUUCUGCUGAUCGUAAAGAUAAUAUCCAAUUGAAUGGGCGUGUCAAGAAGGAGAAGUUUGGCCUUUCUAGACGUCAUUCUACAACUGAUAGUGCUGAUGACAAAUUAAUCAAUCUGGAUAAACAUCGUCGAGAGUUUAGAAUUCUAGCAAAUAUUUUUCUUCUUCAACAAAAUGCCCAAUUUUAUUCACUUAGACCUGAACCAGAUUUUAUUACAUGGUUUCAUUCUUAUCCAUUAAUCUCAGAAAAUGAAGCUCUCAAUCGUUCUUGUGAUCUAGAACCAGUUGAUGAACAAGUACAACAGCAUAUAAACAGACCUUUCAGCGCAUCUCCAUAUACAUUUGAUACAAGUGAUUCAAGUGGUGCAGUCGAUAUAAUAAAUAGUAAUAGAUCACGACAUCCACGUAAUAAUACAAAUAUCCAUGUAGAAAGAUCUAAAUAUGCUAUAACCCGUCCACCUAGUGCUACAGCUAUUGGUGCCACUACUACUACAUCAAUCAUAAGGAAUCCCAACACUAGCAUUAAUAUUAUUAAUAGUAUUAGUCCAAGUCGAAAUAAUAAAUCACGAAUUAAUGGAACAUAUUCAUCAAGUGAUUUACUUGAUGAUAUUAAAUACAACAGGUCAACAACUACUGACGAACCAAUCACAGGAAAUAGUUUGGACAUUUUAUAUCAACAAAGUAACCACAAACAUAAUAUGAAAACAUCAACUUCUAGAUGGAACACACACAAAAGUUCAUCAACUACAUUCGAUUCACGUAAUGAUAGCAAUAGUAACAACAGUAAUUUAUCGAUUACUGUUUCUUUGCAUCAUACAAAUAGUCAUCAUGAUGGUCGUGUUUCACCAUUUAUUGCUAAAGUCGCUCAUUUAGGUAGCCUGUCGCAUGGCCAUAACGAUAAUCGUUUUUCUAGUUCGAAACAAACACAACCCAUAAUUCAAUUGUCGGUUUCUCCUGUGGAUAGUGUCUCUGACGUACUAUCGAAAGCCCUUAAAUUCUUUGGUUGUGCCGAUCAAAAGGUUGAUAAUUAUGAUCUAAUUCAUGUCCGUAAAGAUGCUCGAGAUGUAACUCUUCCAAAAAAUUUCAACUUUUAUGAAUCGAUAAAUUAUUCUUCUUUUCAUUUAUCAAAUAAUAAACAUUAUGAAUUAUUAGAAUUUAUUUGUACACCAACUAUUCAUAAUGAGAAUAAUAAUGACAACAAUAGUAGUAACUAUAGUAAUAGUUUAAACAAUUCACCAUCAUCAUCGUCAGCAGCAUACAUAAAAACUAACAAUAACACAAAUUAUCAUGGUAAAAAUCACAAUCUACAGCCUAACACAACUACAAUUGAAUAUGCUAAACACUAUAAAUUAACAAGUAAAAGUUCUAAUAAACAUUGUACUGUUGAAUUAUGGUCAUGAACAUUUAUUAACAAUUGUUUAUUUUUUUUUUAAAAAAAGUUGAUUGUUUUUCAUUAGUUUAUUGUUAUUUUUCAUUAUCAAAUGUGCUCAAAUGCAUAUUGCCAUUGUGAAUAAUUUUGUCACAUGUUUUUUUUGUCACUGCGCCACUUAUUUUUACCAUUAAUUGAUCCUAUCAAUCAAUAACUAAAUAAAUUUUCCCCUCCCCGAAGAAAAAUUUGUUCAAUAUUUCGCCAUUUGUCUUUCAUGAUCGCGCAUUUUUUUAAAAUAAUUGUUCUGUUUUUUUUUUCUAUUCUCAUCACCUUUCCUAACCCCGUUCCUCUUUACACUCACCUUAAAUUUUCUGCCAAUUGUGUAGUUCAUUUUUCUGGUUAAAUACCUUAUGGAGUUGUAAGCUAUGUCGAAACACAUAUCUAGUAGUGCAUCUUUUAUGUUAAUGUGAUUAUUAAAUGCCGUGAUUCCACAUUUCCUUUGUUUAUUCCUUAUAACUUAUAUGCAUACCAUUAAGGAGAUAAUAACAUAUCUUACUUAUUUGUUCACUGUUCAAUAGUAAAGAAUUGCUGUUUGUUUUACUUUCAUUUAUUUUUAUUGAUAUUGAUUGGAUUAAGAACAUAAUCAAUUGUAUAUUUAUAAAUUAUUGUGUAUUUUAAAUAUCAUAUUGUCACAAUAUAUAAAUAUAUUUCCUGUACAACUUUUAUAAGAAUAAUUUCUUAAUUUAGAAAUUUCG
Schistosoma margrebowiei is the source of this 4310-nucleotide messenger RNA. The record is from the annotation of a GenBank genome assembly. NCBI's taxonomy places the organism in Eukaryota, Metazoa, Platyhelminthes, Trematoda, Strigeidida, Schistosomatidae.